Molecule: messenger RNA, 3190 nt
Organism: Peromyscus leucopus (white-footed mouse)
Lineage: Eukaryota; Metazoa; Chordata; Mammalia; Rodentia; Cricetidae
Gene: Prpf38b
Product: pre-mRNA processing factor 38B
Exons: 8
Coding region: 1023-2066 (347 amino acids)
Cellular component (GO): precatalytic spliceosome
Source: RefSeq, a predicted model, not a curated record
GUUCCCAGGGGCAGUUGGCGGAAGAGACCGCGCUCCUCGGCCGCCCGCUCUGCCUUGCGCCCGGAGAGUUCUCGCCGCCGCCGCCGGCGUCUGGUGUCCGCCCCGAGGCCCGGGGUCCGUGUGUCGGCGUCUCAGUGGCAGUCCCCUCGCUCGGCUGGGGCACAAGCGCGGCGGGCUCCCUGCCCCGACGGCCUUCCAUGGAGUAGGUCCGGGACCGUUGUCCCGAAGAGCGCGAUCGAGCUUGGCCCCCUCCUCCUCCUGCCCGCCCGCCCUCCUUCCUGCCGCGGCAACAUGGCCAACAACAGCCCCGCGCUGACCGGCAACUCGCAGCCGCAGCACCAGGCGGCCGCGGCCGUGGCCCAGCAGCAGCAGCAGCCGUGCGGCGGCGGCGGCGGCGUCACCAGGCCGGCGGUGUCGGGCAAGCAGGGCAACGUGCUGCCGCUGUGGGGCAACGAGAAGACCAUGAACCUCAACCCCAUGAUCCUCACCAACAUCCUGUCGUCGCCUUACUUCAAAGUGCAGCUCUACGAGCUCAAGACCUACCACGCGGUGGUGGACGAGAUCUUCUUUAAGGAUUGACUCAGUCUUGCAGCGAGGCUCGGAGCAGCCCAGGGUCGCAGGUAGAGGUCACACAUGUGGAGCCAUGGGAGAAAGGAAGCAGGAAAACAGCCGGCCAGACGGGGAUGUGCGGAGGGGUAAGUAGAAGUUCGUGGUGUUGGAACAGGAGGCAUUGUUUCUACAGCUUUUUGCCUGUUAUACAAAUUAUUUACUCUGAAGUUAACUCGAAAACAAGUGAUGGGUCUCAUAACACAUACAGACUCUACAUAUAUCAGAGCCCUUGGAUUUAUGUAUAUAAGGUAUACACAACCCCCUACAGACCUGUGGGACUGGUUUGAGCCCUUCCUUGAUGAUGAGGAGGUUUGGGACUGACAAUAGCUGACUAACAUGUCCUGAGCUGUGAGAGGGCAUAGCAAGAAGGCCUUCAUGCGGACCUGGAUGUGAAAGCUGGCGGAGGCUGUGUAAUGACCAUUGGAGAGAUGCUUCGCUCCUUUCUCACAAAACUGGAGUGGUUUUCUACUUUGUUUCCGAGAAUCCCAGUUCCAGUUCAGAAGAAUAUUGAUCAGCAGAUUAAAACCCGGCCUAGAAAAAUAAAGAAAGAUGGCAAGGAAGGUGUUGAAGAACUAGACCGACAUGUUGAGCGAAGGCGGUCCAGGUCUCCAAGGAGAUCACUGAGUCCACGGAGGUCUCCAAGAAGAUCAAGAAGUAGAAGUCAUCACCGGGAGGGCCAUGGAUCUUCUAGUUUCGACAGAGAAUUAGAGAGAGAGAAAGAACGCCAGCGACUAGAGCGGGAAGCCAAAGAGAGAGAGAAGGAGAGGCGAAGAUCGCGAAGUAUCGACCGGGGGUUAGACCGCAGGCACAGCCGGAGCAGGGAAAGGCACAGAACUCGUAGUCGGAGUCGUGAUAGGAAAGGGGAUAGAAGAGACAGGGAUCGGGAAAGAGAGAAAGAAAAUGAGAGAGGUCGGAGGCGAGAUCGAGAGUACGAUAAGGAGAGAGGCGCUGAUCGAGAAAGGGACAGGGAGAGGUCCAGAGAGCGGUCCAAGGAGCAGAGGAGUAGGGGGGAGGGGGAGGAGAAGAAGCACAAAGAAGACAAGGAGGACAGGCGACACAGAGACAACAAGAAGGAUUCCAAGAAGAAACACAGCCGAAGUCGAAGCAGGGAGAGAAAACAUAGAAGUAGAAGCAGAAGCAGAAAUGCAGGGAAGCGGAGCAGGAGCAGGAGCAAAGACAAGUCGAGCAAACAUAAAAACGAAAGCAAAGAGAAGUCCAACAAGAGAAGUAGAAGUGGCAGUCAGGGAAGAACUGGCAGUGUGGAAAAGCUGAGAAAACGAGAACACAGCCCUAGCAAAGAGAAGUCUAGAAAGCGCAGCAGAAGCCAAGACCGCUCCCACAAGAGAGAGCAUGGGGACGGCAAGGACCAGUCAGACAGACAGGAUAACCAGAGGAGCCAGAGUGGAGAGCCAGAGAGCCAAGAGAAAGAACACAAAAACAAAGAUGAGACUGUGUGAAGAUUUUGUAAAAUUGGAUCACAUUGAAUCCUAUAAAUGUUGAUUAAAUUCUGCUUUUCUCCCCCAAGUUGAGAUUGUGCAGUAGUUAUGCACUCUUUGAGCUCCCUGUAGGCUGUGUUUUCAUUUCUUUUGUGUAGGGAAGUGCCUUUGUAAUCCCAUUUAUUGCAUUGAUGUUUUCACCCGGUUGAGUUGACACCUGAUGCACAGAUUGUUCUUGCAUUUUUGUUUGUUUUUAAAGUGUACAGUCUGUACAUAUGUCCUGAAAAUGUUUUAAUUCCUUUGGCAUGGUUGCCAUGUUGGUUAAAUUUGUAUAAGGCAAUAAACUGCCACUAAUUCUAUUUUUGUUUGGUAGGUGUGGGAUUAUGGUUGUGUACUGAAGUUAGCAUGGCUGUGCUUUUCAUAAUAGAAUGCUAAAGACUUUGGGAAUGGAUCUUGGAUGUUUGUUUUAGGAGAAUUAUGUGCUUUCAAUAUACAUGAAGGCAACAGUUGUAGGGUUAACAUUCUUGUCCACUGUAUAUUACCUUGGAAGCUCUUGUUAAUAUGUUAUACUUAAUAUUCUCCACAGUUAAUGUUAGAAAAUUUAUGAGAGGUUUAAAUUAGGCUGUGAUUUGAUCAAAAGUCCUUUUAGCAUUCUACCUCAAAGGGACACUGUUAGUAUGCCUAAAAUUUAUUCACUUAGUUUUUUUUUUUAAACUACAUUGACAUGUGCUUUUUCCCUCCUUGAAUUCUUUCUCAGAUUUUAAAAGUACUAUAUUAAAAAAAAAAAAUGUGUAAAGCCUGGCAUUGCAGCAACCCUAUACUGACCAGUGAUGGGAGAGGGCGGGCACAUGAGUAAAGAAGCAUUCAAGCCUCAAGCUUCCAAAGCAUUUUUAUAAAUGGAGAAUACUUAAAUUAUGAAACAGCUUGAUAGAGUAUCCUUUUUUAAAAAUUCAAAACUUUUUUUAUUGAUAAUGAAGACUGCUGUUUGAGUUUUUAAACUUAAUCUAGGACAGAAGUAUUAACUAAUGCAGUGCUGCGUUAUUUAAGACUAUCAGCAAAUUAUUUGAUAGAUUGUUCUUAUGACUUGUAUUCUGAUUUCAGAAAACCAUCAUGAGUAUGGAAUAAAUACUGGAUUAAAUCCUUUA